Molecule: messenger RNA, 1899 nt
Organism: Bactrocera tryoni
Lineage: Eukaryota; Metazoa; Arthropoda; Insecta; Diptera; Tephritidae
Product: putative inorganic phosphate cotransporter
Exons: 5
Coding region: 151-1707 (518 amino acids)
Biological process (GO): monoatomic anion transport; transmembrane transport
Molecular function (GO): transmembrane transporter activity
Source: RefSeq, a predicted model, not a curated record
UUUUUAGCUCUUUAAUUUUUAUAAUAUUUCUUCGCUUAUUAGCAAAUAUUUAAACGUGAUUCUUUAACCAUAACAUUCAGUUACAAAACAAACUAAAUUACGAUUUUGUUAUUGAAAAUAAAUAUAUAAAAAAUUGUGUUGGUGUGCUGCAUGGCCACAGCUACAGAAAAUUUGUGGGUAGCCCAACAAAGACCGUUGAUAACGGCAUGGAUAAAGAAACAAUUUCCUUGGAUUAAUGCCAUACAGCAGCAUUUGCUCAAUAUAUCAAAUGUUGUGCCGCAACGUUUCAUCUUGUGUUUUUUCGGUUUCCUCGCCAUUGUCAAUGCCUAUACAAUGCGUCACUGUUUGGAUAUCGCUCUGGCGCAUAUCGUUGCACCCAAACGCAAGCAAAUACGCAUACGCAAUCUGGAUACCGUCAAGUUGAGUUCAUUCAAUUUAUAUGAACGCAUGGAACAACAUCGAAAUGGUACAUUAUUGAGUUUCAGCAACAGGCGUCAUGGUAAAGAUGACACCUAUGAUUGGUCUGAUCAGCUGCAAACAUUUAUUCUAGUCUCCUUUUAUGUGGGCUAUGUUUUGUCACACAUGCCAAGUGCUCAGCUUGCUAUGCGUUAUGGUGGCAAGUGGGUGCUUGCUAUUGGUUUGGCCAUAACCGCAUUGCUUACGUUGCUCACACCAGCUGUGGUGAAAUGGGGUGGUCCAUUGGCACUUAUAGCAAUACGUUUGCUAAUUGGCUUCAGUGAAGGACCAACGUAUCCAGCAUUAAGCGAAUUGCUCUCCAAAUGGGUGCCGGGUAAGGAGCGCGCAACGUUGGGCUCACUGGUGCUAAGUGGCAGUCAAAUUGGCAUUUCAAUGGGUAAUUUUAUAGCCGGCUUGCUAUUACAUCGCUACGAUUGGUCGUUGAUUUUCUAUUACUUUGGUGUAUGCACAUUACUUUGGUUCAUUGGUUUCACAUACAUGUGUUACAAUACGCCAGAGGAAAAUCCAUUCAUCAAAGUGAGGGAAAAGCAAUAUCUGCAAAAAGAAAUCGGUUUAGUAGAGCGUUGUCAGCAUAAAACGACAAAAACUCCAUGGCGGGACAUUUUUCGAAAUUUACCUAUGUGGGCGCUCAUUUCGGCCACCAUACAAUAUGAUUGGACACAGCUGCAACAUGCGGCUGAGGUUCCACAAUUUAUAAGAGACGCCAAACAGCAACCGUUAAUUGAAAAUGUGAUCAAUGGCUUGCAGAAUCAAAUGCCGUAUAUUAUGAAUUGGUUGCUGUCUGUGCUAUCCGGUGUGGUCUCGGAUUUGCUAGUCAACUAUGAAAUAUUCUCCGUGACGGUUAUGCGAAAACUGAUGGCAUUCGUAGCUGCAGUGGCUCCCAAUCUGUACGAUAGUCUACUGCCUUGUUUAACUUGCAGUGAAACGAGCAACUUAUUUGCCUUCUGCCAUUGUGCCAUAAAUGUUUUGGGCAGUUACUAUGCGGGCAUAAAAUUGACACCGUUAGACAUGAGUCCGAAUUUCGCAGCCACACUUAUGGGUAUUGCUAAUGGCAUAGGCUCGAUUUCGGGCAUCGUUGCACCCUUUAUUAAGCACUCGUUCGCUGGUUGGUCACAAUUCAAAAUUGUACACGCGUUUUUAUGGUUAAUCUCAACGCUGCUGAUAUCGGGUGAUAUACAACCAUUUGAUCAACUAAUCCCUUUGACGUCAGAUUCGAAUAAAAUUGAAUGAAAAUUGCGAUUAUUUGUUAUACUAAGCAAUUAAAAGCUAAAAAGUGUGCCGUUAAACAUAUAUUAUGAAUUUGUGUAGAGUAAAUUAAUUUUGCCAUCACAUUUGUAACACCCACAAGAAAACGUCGAAGAAUCUAUAAAAUGUAGCCACGUCGGUCUUUCACAGUCAGGAGACUGUACAUAUAUCCAAACU